ACCGGGGCAGCGGCCGAACGACCCGGGACUCCCCACGCUGCCGGCAUCGGGCGGGACCGGGACAGCACCAGGAUAACAGGGCGGGACCGGGACAGCACCGGGAUAACGGGACUGGGACAGGACUGAGAUAACGGGAUAGAAAUAACCGGGCAGGGGUGGGACAGCACCAGGAUAACGGGAUCGGCACCGACACAACCGGGAAAGUCUGGGACGGAACCGGGAUACGGGACCGGGACCGGGGGGUCAGGACCAGCACCGGGAUAACGGACCCCCAUGGCAGAGGGAAGCGAGCCCCCCCGCCGGGCCCCCGCCGGCCCGGGCACCCAGGUGACUCCCCCACCCAGCCCUGCCGGCCAGUACCGCGGGUCCACACCUUCGGGAAGGGGGGGCAGGCGCUGCGCAGAGACCCCUGCGCCCCCCCUGCCAUGCGCGGCUGGCUGUACAAACAGGACAGCUCGGGGCUGCGGCUCUGGAAGCGCCGCUGGUUUGUGCUGGUCGAUCUCUGCCUGUACUACUACCGGGAUAGCAGCGAGCAGCAAGUGCGGGGCGGCCUCCCCCUGCCCGGCUAUGAGAUCCGCAUACUGCCUGCUGCCCCCCGCGCCCCCCGGUUCCUCUUCACGGCCGAGCACCCCGGGAUGCGGACGUACUGCCUGGGGGCUGAGACCCCCGAGGAGCUGAAUGCCUGGGUCUGCGCCUUGCGUCGGGGUGCAUCACCCCUGCCCCGCUCCCCCUGCGCUCCCUCCCUCCAGAUGCCCCAGGAACCACAGAGUGGGGGUCCCCCAUUGUCCCCUCGCCCCUGUGGCUGGUGUCCCCCAUGGCCCCCAGCUGAGGAGGUGGUGGGCCCACCCAUGCCCCCUACUCGCCACCCCCUAGUCCCUCCACUGCACCCCAGCAAGGUGUCCCCACGCCCGGAGGAGGCCCCGGCACGGGGGGAGCCCCGCCCUAUGCUGACCCCGCCUCCCCUGGGGAGGAGUCUGCGGGAGCUCCGCCCCCCCUGGAGCAGCGACCAUCCAGCAGCUGCCCCCUCUGGCCGGCGGGGGGCCAGAUGCCGUGGAGCAAGUCAUGGCGGCCAAUCAGGCACUGGCUUUUCCACCUGGCUUUUCUGAUUGG
Molecule: messenger RNA, 1110 nt
Organism: Falco peregrinus (peregrine falcon)
Lineage: Eukaryota; Metazoa; Chordata; Aves; Falconiformes; Falconidae
Product: pleckstrin homology domain-containing family A member 4-like
Exons: 8
Coding region: 426-1106 (226 amino acids)
Source: RefSeq, a predicted model, not a curated record